This is a messenger RNA of Racocetra persica, 235 nucleotides long. The record is from the annotation of a GenBank genome assembly. NCBI's taxonomy places the organism in Eukaryota, Fungi, Glomeromycota, Glomeromycetes, Diversisporales, Gigasporaceae.
AUGAAAAAAAUCAACUUUCUCCAAAGACCUGAUUCAAUGUCAUCAUCAAAUUCCCCACAACCUCAACAAUCUGAAUAUAAAGAUUGCCUAUCUUGUAAACUAGUAGGGUCUAUAACUUUUAUUGGAUUAGGUUCUUACGCAAUUUAUAAUAGUAAAAAAAUUAAGUCUGAUGUAGCACUUGGAUUAUCUCGAUCUGCUCAAUUUAAAAAAGUUGGGUUAGGAGUUUUUGGAGUCG